UCAGCGUUGGGAUUGAAUGCAGACAGUGGAGGAAAGGAAAGCAAUCCCUGUGGCUUAGUCUGAUAAUCCUCUGAAAGUAAAUUGGCCCUACUCUAAUCAACAUAGUUGUUGGAAGAAAAGUGAAAUCAUUUCACUUCCAAGAGAAUAAAUAUCAGACGCCAGAAGGUGUACUUGUGUGUUUUGGUAUACAGCUAUUUUCAAUUCAACGCUUGUCUCUUGUGCUUCUCAUGCAGCCUUUUGCUGUGAAAACAAAACCCCCAAUCCUGCUUUAAUGAAUGAAGUUCAGUUUCACCUAGCUUGCCCUGUUGUGAUAGUCCAGUGCAAAAUGUUACCUGCUCUGCCCUGUAGAAAGACUGUUGGAACAUUCCUGUUACCCACUGGAACGCAGGACUUGCACUGCUCCCUUUCUAGGUUUGGCUGUCCAGACCCCAGACCAGGGAGAUGGGGGAAUGCACUCAGACACUGUCUCUCUCCCAGGAGUGUCACUUUGUUUUGAACCAGUCUUGAUAUAGAAAUACUACUGCAUUCUGUUCUAAUUUUCCAGAGCCCCCUAAUCUUCUUCCAGGCUCUUAAUGAUGUAGUUGAUAAUAGGAUUGUUGGUAUUAAUUUGGAACAAUAAUGCCAGCUGCUUGCUUGGUGGCUAUUGGCAGAGGGGUGACCUUGCAGGUCAGCUAAGCAGAACUGGAAGUGCUUUGAUCUGAUCUAUACAGAGCUUGUCCACCCGAACAAGAGAAGCGAGUGGAUUCUCUCUCCAUGGGAUGCUGAUUCUUCUCCAAGGAGCACGGAGGACAGCAUGGCAGUGGCUUUUGAUGCAAUCCUAGCUCGGAUCAAGGAUGUUUGUAAAAGAAAUGGUUUGCUUAUUCUCUCGGUGUUGUCAGUCACCAUCGGCUGUCUUCUUGGAUUCUUCCUGAGGACGAGGCGGCUUUCCCAACAGGAAAUCAGUUAUUUCCAGUUUCCUGGUGAGUUGCUGAUGAGGAUGUUGAAAAUGUUGAUUCUCCCACUGGUUGUCUCAAGCUUAAUGUCUGGGCUAGCAGCCCUGGAUGCCAAGACUUCCAGUCGGUUAGGCAUCAUAACCGUCACUUACUACCUGUGGACAACAUUUGUGGCUGUGAUUGUGGGAAUAAUUAUGGUCUCCAUUAUUCAUCCUGGUGGAGCAGCACAGAAGGAGAGCACUGAAGAGGGCGGAAAGCCCAUCAUGAGCUCUGCAGAUGCACUGCUUGACUUAAUCCGGAACAUGUUUCCAGCCAAUCUUGUUGAGGCCACAUUCAAGCAGUAUCGCACCAAAAGUAUUCCCAUCAUUAAAUCUAGCAAAGCAUCAUCUGAAAGCACCACUCGUCGCAUUAUAAUAUAUGGAGUCCAGGAUGAGAAUGGAUCCAAUGUCCAGAAUUUUGCCUUGGAUAUCACUCCCCCUCCUGAAGUGAUUUACAAAUCAGAGCCAGGCACUAGUGAUGGCAUGAAUGUGCUGGGGAUUGUGAUAUUCUCUGCCACAAUGGGUAUAAUGUUGGGAAGAAUGGGGAACAGUGGGGUUCCUUUGGUCAGCUUUUGCCAGUGUUUAAACGAAUCUGUCAUGAAGAUCGUGGCAGUUGCUGUUUGGUAUUUCCCAUUUGGAAUUGUGUUCCUAAUUGCUGGUAAAAUCUUGGAAAUGGAUGACCCUUCAGCCAUUGGGAAGAAACUGGGUUUCUAUGCCAUUACGGUGGUGUGCGGCCUGGUGGUGCAUGGCCUGUUUAUUCUGCCAAUGAUGUACUUCUUUAUCACCAAGAAGAAUCCCAUUGUUUUCAUCAGAGGGAUUCUUCAAGCCUUGCUUAUUGCUCUGGCCACAUCCUCCAGCUCAGCCACACUGCCUAUUACUUUCAAGUGCUUGUUGGAGAAUAACCAUGUGGACAGGAGGAUCGCGAGGUUCGUGCUGCCUGUGGGAGCCACCAUCAACAUGGAUGGGACGGCGUUAUAUGAGGCAGUGGCUGCCAUCUUCAUUGCACAAGUAAACAACUAUGAGCUGGACUUUGGGCAGAUUAUUACUAUAAGUAUCACGGCAACAGCUGCCAGCAUAGGUGCUGCAGGGAUCCCACAAGCUGGCCUGGUGACGAUGGUCAUUGUUCUGACCUCAGUUGGGCUCCCAACAGAUGACAUCACGCUGAUCAUUGCUGUCGACUGGGCACUUGACAGGUUUAGAACAAUGAUCAAUGUCCUGGGAGAUGCACUGGCUGCCGGGAUCAUGGCCCACAUCUGCCGGAAGGAGUUUAUGAAGGACGGUGAUGAGGUGCCACUGAUCUGUGAAACUAAGCCUAUUAACGUCCAUCAGAUUGUGGCUUACCAGAGAAAUGGCUGUGUGAAGACCAUGAAUGCAUCUCGUGGACCAGAAACAGUGAAGGCGUUCCAGCACCACAUACCUGUACAAGUGGAGCAAGAAGAAAGUCCAGUGGAGAAUCACACUAAGAAAUCCAACAGUAAAGACCACUGCACUAUUGAAAUAAAUGAACUAGAAACAAACGUGUAACUGCUACACUCAGGGGUAUCUCAUACCCCAGUGACCUGAUAACCAGUCUCUACCUCACAGCUGGAAGAAGGACUUUUUGCCUUGAACAGGAAAAUGGGGGAAAAUGUGUGAUUAUCACCACUCUGCUUGUACUGGAGCAGGAGACCAGCUGUGACCAUCAGGAAAGGCACACAGCUCGCACAAGACAUGGGUUUCUUUAGGUGGAAGAUUUCAAUACUGAAAAACAUAACUAAUGGACAACUGCUGGUUUAUUAUGCACUCAUUUGACUCCAAUAUAGUAUUUGACACUCCCUUGGCUUAUUUUUUUUAAAGUUUUUUUAUUUGACCCUUUUUGUUUUCUAACCAAAGCCUUUUUUUUGUGUGACUCUCAGUAAUUAUGAACACUGUAUUUAUGUAGAUACUUUGCUAUGUGAUUUAUGUAUUUUUUGCUAUGUUUCACCAUGACUACAGGUUUUGUCUAAUAUUUGCUAAAUACAGAGUUUGUGCUUAGUUUUAGAACAGCAGGAAGAAAAUCACACUGAUUUCCUGAUCUCAAGGGGUUACAUGUAUUACUAAAUAACACUUCAAGCAGAUGUGAAGCAGAGCAUGCAUUUUUGCAAGACAGCAUGUUAAGGUAAUUUGGAUGGGCAGCCUUCAGAGAGAGGCAUUCAGGUGUGAUACAUAACACACAGAAUUCCUAGGUCACUACAGAGCACAGUUUGCCUUCCAAGUGCCAGAUUUAUUAACCUUUUUUUAACCUAACUUUUCAGUAGAGUCAGUACCAUGCCCUUGCAGUGGCAGAGGCAGUGUGAGCCCUAAUCCAUAAGCACUGGUGCUAAUGUGUCCUAUCCUGUAAUCUGUAGACUGUUCUACUGUAAAUAUGCAUAAACACAAAGCUCAAGCUCAUGAACCAUAUGCUUCCUCCUAAAAGCAGACUGGACACAAACUGGAACCUGAUGAUGCUGAAGUAGUAUGGGGGUUUUGAGAGGAGAUUGCUGUGGGAACUGACCUGGUCUUUUUUAUGAUUCGGUGGUUGAUCUACAUUGACAGUUACUCCCUUUCCACUGUCUACUGAAUCUUUCAGUUACAAUAAAAUCUGCUGAGUAUGUUUCCAAUGUUUGUGAUAGAGAACAUUUUUAAUAAACCUGCCAUUUAAAAACAGGCUGCCUGUGCUUCUGCUAUUAGUGUCUGCUUAGUUCUGUGCCAGAAUGGAGAGUGGAAGUGAGGAGACCUUUUCAAGCGGUGGGAUUCAAUCCAGAGAUGACAUACUAGUUCAUACCAGUACACUUGACUAUAUUUAGCUACUUGUGGUAUAUCAGUUUCAGAUAACAUGUGCCUUGUAUUAUAAUACACUUCUCUCAUCUGUAGAGUAAAAAUAACCCAGUCAAAAAGGACAGUCUCUGCACUUACCAGAAGCAGAGGUGCUUCAUGCACAUGAUUCAUGGUUUUCCUCGGAAGUGGGUAUUUACCUCUUUGAGGGCUGCUGUUCAGACUAUUUCUUUUGCCAUGCACUAAUUAGUUGCCUCUGAGAGGUCUAUACGGGUAGUUUAAAUGUCAAAUGAUAAAGCCAAAAAGAACAAACAUACAUCUUAUUUGCCUAUAGUUUCUGAGAAAUUAUGUAUUCAAUAGAAAAUACACACAGUUGGUAACUUUAUUUGAUCCUAGAGUGAAAACAAUAAACACAGAACAAAAGAAAAGGGAAGAACUGGAAUAAUUCAGAAUAAUUUACUCCUGAACAGGUCCUGUAAUGGAUCUGUUCCAUAGAGUGCCAUUAAAACGGGUGAUAUGAGAGAGCUGAGGCUGGUCUGUGCCUCUGUGAAUGCACAGAAGCAUAACCUGACAAACACAGCAUCUGAUCCUUUCAUCUCAGCAGCACUGACAGCUCCAGGAGGUCCUCUUCCUUCUUCCCCAGCUGUCCAUUUCUCCCUGCACUUCCUCCUCUCCUCUCCCAGCUGUACAGACCCAGUUAUUUAUGAAACCAGAUGAAGAAUCAGAUGAGAAGUACUUUUAAUUCAAACCAGUUCACAUAUGUUUUCAGCACAGUCAUAACAGGCAGUUGUGUCAACCCAAGUGAAGGGGUAACACAGGGACAAGAACAAGCAGCCAGGGAUGGAACUGUGUAAGCACAUGUGCCUUUGCCAGCAAAGAAAGUAUAAAGUUUUAACUUCAUACAGUCAGUUACUUCACGGUUAACUAUGUGAAGUGAUAGUAAAACCCUGUCAGUCAUCACUUUACAAUAACUUUGCAUAGAUAAAAAUGAUGAAGAAAGAGGCCAAGUACAUCCAAGAUUUGGAAUUAGUAGUUCCAAACUAAAUGGUUGUGGAUAAGUCUGCCCACACACUGUGCCAAGGUGCCAUGGUCUGCCAAGCACAAAGUUCUGCUAGCCUUAGCAUCACCACCUUCUCCAGCCACCUAUGACCUUUGGCUAACUACAAAGUGUAAAUCCUUUUGUCUGCUUCUCUGAGACAGCUUACAUAGUCUGACACUCUUCAGAUUAGUCAUGUCUCAAAAGGUCUAAGCCAACCCCAGUAAUAAAAAGCUGUGACUUCUACAAGGAGAACUUCAGAUGAGAUAAAGCAUCAAAGGCCAGAAGAAGCAGCCAGCUGUGCCACACAAGACCUGCACAACAAAGAAAACCACGAGUGUGCCCUUUACACUCUGGCAAGUAGGGAACAUGUGUGAGGGCAAAUCUUUAUGGAAUCAACAGGCUGUUGUAAAAUUAGCCUUCUGCAUUCAAACCUUAUUCAAAGAAUGUCCAGUUUUGCUUUGCAAAUUUGAAAUGCAAUUGUUUGGGGAGUUUUACAUUCUACUGUUCACGUCUUUAAACCUGGGGGUUUAUACUAAUAUGUGUCUCCCACUCAGCUGGGAGAAAGGCAAUGGUCCAGUUUAUCACCAGAUAACUUUAUUCUCUGUGGUAUAAAUACUGCUAACUGUAGGCCUAGAGCACUUUAGUGCUUUGCUCUGGUAAAUACACAUUGCUUAGUGAAGUGUGACCUUGACUGGAGCAUCUGCCCGUUCCAACAGUCCUCCUGUACUGAACACAAGAGCCCACUGUUAACUGAGAAGAGGCAAACACAGAAGGUAAAAUAAUUUUGAUGGUAAGUUUUCAUUUAUGUUAGCUAUUUUUUGUGUCUCACAGUGUUCGUUGUCAAGCAGCUUGACACACAGAGCAAUUAGGCUAGCAGAAGCUUCCAUAUGAUAAUUGCAUGCAUGGAUCUGUUCAUAUUUUCCAGUUAGAAUCACACUUCCUUCCAACAAAAAUAAUGAAGCUGUUGCUUAUCAAGUUAGAGUGCAAGCUUUGUGUUGGUAAAUAUAUUUCUCCUACUUUCAGAGCAUAAAAACAAACAUGUGACCUUUAUAGUCUCAAAACGUUCAUAUGAAAAAGAUCAGUCAAUCAAUCAAUCACUAAUUACAACAGUUUGCAUGGAAUAAUCUCAAGUAUAUGUGGAAAGAACAUAUUUCAUAACUGGCAACAUUCAAUCGUAUUUUGAAGUUGCCUCCCCCUGCUAAAAAGAAAGGGAACUUAGCCAAUAAAAGUAUACUUAAGACACUAGAGGAGAAUGUUGAGGAGGGAGAGAAGAUGAUUAGGAAGAGUGGUGCGUUGUAUACAGCUAUGGAAGAAAUACAUUGGGAAAUAACUCAGCACAUACUUGUCAGAGACAGAAGUUUUAUGCUGAUUAUUUUGCAGCUGCAUUGCUCUAGAGACACUACUGAGAAGAAAGAAGCCACUGCAGAUUGUUGGGGUAUAAAAGCAUCCUUAAAGACAUCUUAAAAUCAGUUCUUGAGGAUUCUGCCAAUGUUAAGGAAGUUUUCAAGUAAUGAAUUGCUGUAAUAAAUCCAUGUGCAAUUAGAGCUGGGAGAAAAAGACACAACCAGAGCACUCACACAUCCCACUAACUCCCAAGAACGUUUGAUUGCCAGCCCAAAUAUGGAACCUUAUGGAACUAAUAGAGUUGCUCAUAUUCCCAACUAGUCUUAAUUGAUGCAGCUUAAAUUACUUAUUUGUAGCUAAGCUUUCUUUGUGCCACCUGAAUAUGUAUUCCAACAUACAAACGAUGAUCUAAACAAUUAGAUGAAAUAUUAAAUUGUAGGCUCCCUCCAUGCUAUGCUGCCAAUUGUGAAGCACUUAGAAAGUACAGUAACUCUGUGGCAUCCCCAUUUGAUGAGCUCUUGCUUUCAAUUCUACAACAAACAUCAAUUUCAGUUCGUUUUUAACAAUAGAAAACUGAUCCAUAAUAUUUUCAAAGCAGACGGAAAGCUCCAUCUUCAAGCCAGAUGGAUGAUCUUGGAAGUGACCUCAGUCCUUUCUGUGCUUUCCAUCAAAAUGAGGUAACUACUUGCAGAAGGUGGUUGUGUGCAAGCUAAAUAUGUAACCUGGGAAAUGAAUUGAAUUUGGAAAACUCAGGCUGCCUUUGAUCUUGCCCACUGCUAAGUACUCCUGUGUCUGUGUCUCUACUGAACGACCAGGUGUGUUUUCACAUCCAGACAGCUAUCUUUCAUUACAGUCACAGUGGCAGUGAGGAAUUGAUGCUGUUCCCCUCCAGGCACUAAGCUGGCUGGGAUCAGAGUCUUCCAGCUCAGGACUAAAUACAGCGAGGAGAGACAGCAGUGAGGUUUUCCUAGAGGGAUGCUUACCGCUGCCUGUCUCGCAGUGGGGAGCACAUCUUUUUGUGCUGGAAAAUAUCUGACUGUGCUGUAUUUGGAAGAGAGGCUUCAGUAUAGACAAAUUUAAUGCAUCCAUUCACUAAGGGAUGAGCUACAAAUUAAAUGCAUGUAUUAAACUUCUCACUUUAGCCUAUGAUUUCACAUACAGCUAAGGCAGCAAUAGAUGCUCAAAAUUACAUUCCUCACCAACUACUUUGGAGCACACUGAUUGAUACUUCUGGAAUUUACAAGAGGGUUUGUCUCACAAAACCGCAAACAGAUGAGACAAUACAAACAGAUGAGAUCAAUAGAACAGGAAGGGUGGUCACUGCUUCAACUCAGUUCAUUAUUCACUGCCUCAGACUUCUUAUGUGAUCUCAUGGUCAAGUGACCACAAGAACUCAAGGUUUGCUUCUCAUCUAUAAACAGAGAAAAAACAGUUUUCUCAUUCGCAGGGUGUUGCAUGAUAAGGAUAAAUCAGCUGGAGACUGAGACAGUUACAUAAGACAUAUGAUUACCUUGGAUUAGCCACUUCUGUCUCUCUAGAAGUGCAGCUUCACUACUCACAAUAUUCACAGGAAUUGCCAGGCUCCUGUUUGAAGUGACAAAACCUCAGAUUCCAUCAUUUAUCAAGUAGCAACAGUUGCAUCUCCAUAGCCUAGAAGAUGAUAGAUGGGAACGGGUUUGGCACAGCUGAGACUUUGGCAGAUUUGUGUCACAAGAUAGUUUAGAUAUUUUACAGGCUGUCAAAGUAAAAUCACAGCAAUCUGUUACUGGGAGAGUGGUAUUUUGGGGAAUGAAGAAAGAAGGCUUCAGAAAGACAAGAUGGUGAGUCUUCCAUAAAAUGAAGUGUUUAAUCACUUCUUCUCCUGCAAUAGAAAUCAAACUUCCUUUUCAUGCUGGCUCCAAGAUGAGAAGGUACCAAUAGCUGCAGAUGUAGGGACGGAGCAAGCAAUCCCUCAUAGAGCUUCUGCUGGUGAACAGUCACUAAAGACAGAUCUACAGGUAUCCAUGUCUGUGACUCACAGGUCAUCCCUACACA
Molecule: messenger RNA, 8159 nt
Organism: Neopsephotus bourkii (Bourke's parrot)
Lineage: Eukaryota; Metazoa; Chordata; Aves; Psittaciformes; Psittacidae
Gene: SLC1A7
Product: solute carrier family 1 member 7
Exons: 11
Coding region: 794-2494 (566 amino acids)
Biological process (GO): L-glutamate transmembrane transport
Cellular component (GO): plasma membrane
Molecular function (GO): neutral L-amino acid transmembrane transporter activity; L-glutamate transmembrane transporter activity; glutamate:sodium symporter activity
Source: RefSeq, a predicted model, not a curated record